This is a messenger RNA of Alternaria incomplexa, 1920 nucleotides long. RefSeq lists its product as uncharacterized. The record is from RefSeq and is a predicted model, not a curated record. Lineage: Eukaryota; Fungi; Ascomycota; Dothideomycetes; Pleosporales; Pleosporaceae. The transcript is spliced from 2 exons. Bases 1 to 1920 code for a protein of 639 amino acids.
AUGGCCAACAACAGCCAUACGACAUCUCAGAGUAGUUCUACGCACGAUGGCGGAAAUGGUAGCAGGCCCCGACUAGCCACCCUUCCGUCUGACGUCUCCUCUGGAUCCCGACCUCCGCCAACGAAAUCAUCGAAGGCAGAGUCAGUCUCAGACACAUCUUCAAAAGGCAAAGAGAAGAUAAAAUAUCAGGCAAAGGGCAAAGACACAAAGGCGCCUCGUGGUAGAGGCGGAGGAGUGCCGAUCAAGAAGACCGUCGCGCCGUCACCUGGCCCUCCCGUCUUCAGAUCUGAGUCGUCAGCGGGUUCCUACGCUCUUCCGCCUGACCAGAAAACAUGGUUGAACUUCAAGAUAUGGACCGACGGAAGAGAAGAACUGCGUCCAUACGCCGGGUUUAGCUAUGACGAAGAUAUGCAACACGGCAGCGUACUCAUAUACUUCAAAGAGGAAGUAGACGAGGACCACCCAAUCCCCUCGAUUCGGGCAGACUUGGAUAUCCUCCAAAGCUCGGGAUCCACCUGGCUGAGCAAUGCCCUGCUGUAUAGUCUCAUCGAUGAUAACGACGUGGAUGACUGGGCUCUCUCGGAAAAUGCAAGUUCACCAUCUCAGCCUUUCUCGCCGAAUUUCCCACAGCCAGCACAACGACGAAUGCUAGGGCCCACAUCACCCGGUGGACGGUCUCCACCGCCCUUCGACAUCGAUCAGUCACAUACCAGCAUAGAUUCUCGGGCUACUUCUAGGGCUUACCAUCCAUCCGAGGCCUCUCAUGGGCGCCAACCUAACUCGCCGCCUCCCUUCCAGCAGGGCUUCCAACGGAAUCCAACCCAUGAGAUAUGGUUUACUGCGCCUGACAACGUGAAGACACCACAGGCACAAAGACUUCAUCAUGUUGCUAUUCGUAAUUUCCUGGCCAUGUUACAUGGCAAACCCAUAGUUGGAUCGGACGUGUUCGAUAUGCUGAGCACGCUGCAACCUCAAAUACACGUCAUGUACGAUCUCGACACGGACACACGAUCUGGAAUGACAGCCAGAGAACGAAGCGUGCAGAUGAUUGUGGAAUAUCUCGGCCGGUAUGGAAUUGACGACCUGCGCAACAACAUUCGACGAGCUCUAGGGCUUCUGGCUUGGGCAGAACAGGAUAGUGUCAAGUGGCGACAGGGCUACCUCGAAAGCUUUGUUCACCUGGCUGGUGUCAUGACGCAGGAAAUUGAGGAUCAUCCAGAUUUCAAGCGACUGUCAGUAGUCACAAGGCGGAACCUUGGGUUGGCUGCCAAGACACUGCAGUUGCGCGUCAUGGAAGCCGAGGAGAAGCUGUCCACAUUUGAUUUUGGUGAUCUUUGGGAGGACAAGUUGAAGACCGCGAACAGCCCAGUCUACCAAAGCUAUCAAUCGUUUCGCCAGUUCCUUAUCGGGCAUUUCACACGCAUCUACGGUAACUGGCCGCCGACUUCCGACAAGACAUGGCUUAAUCGCAAGGUUGUAAAUGCCAUGCAAGAAGACUUUGGUUCGCUAUAUGACUACUUCGUCGAUAGGGAGGUAAUAUGGAAUCCUCGAGAGGAGCGGGCCUCCCGUAAGUGGGAAAUGGCCCAUAGGAAGAACGACAGCUUCAGGGCAGACCUGCCAGAGCUGGGGAUGACAGAUAUGCUGGUCACCUAUGAUGCGAAGAAUGGGUAUGCGCAUAUCCCGCAUCCGUACCCGUUACUUCCGAGAGAAGUGCCAAAGACAAGUAAAGACAAGGAGAAGAAAAGCUUCUUUUCGUCGUUGAAGAAGGACAAACCCAAGGAUGCUACGAAAGACGCGAAGGCACAGCUGCAGCUCUCCAUCAUCUUCAGCGAUGCAACGAACAUUGAGAAGCUAGAUGUCAACUUCAACGGUAAUUGGUACACGACUGCCAUAUUGAUGACACGUACUGACAUUCGAUAG